CUGUAAGCCAGAGGCGGCUCCAGUUAGACUGGAAGUAGGCAGAAAGCCCUGUGCCCAUUCUUAAGGCACGUGUCACGGUGCCCUUUUGGGAACUAUUUAUUUUCAAAACAGCCUGCGUGUGUCGAGGGCGGGCGGCGAACAGUUGACUUUAGGAAAUGGAUACGAUGAUGAGUUUUAGCUGCAGUAUGCAAAGCAGCAGCAGGCUCGGGUUAAGAGGAAAUGAGUAAUGUCUUCUGGUUUACUACAGCAAUACAUGUGCUGCUCUAGAGAGAGAGGCCAAGCAGUACCCUGGGGCUCUUGCAAAUCCACGCUGAUCUAGCGUGUAGCCAGGAUGACCAGCCCUGACCUCUCUCGGCGCGCGGAUUCCCCGCUUCUCUCGCCCUGGGCGAGUGGUGGCGGCCGGUGUCAGGUGACCGCCCGCCCGGAGCGACUCUCCUCGCCGGCCGGUGUGUUCAAGAGGGUGGGUGGCGGUGGAGUGCGGGGGGGGAGUCACGUGGGGCUCCUGCCGAGCGCACGUUGCUUCAGCCCUUCCCCAGAGCGCGCGUGUGUAUGUCUGGGCGAGAGACGCUCCCGCAAGAGACAGCUCAGGAGGGAGCCGCGGGCGCUGCCGCCGAGAGCACGGCUAAUAAAUAAUAAUUAGAUAAAGCCAGCUUGCGCAGCCGCCUGCCUCGGUGUGAGUGGCGCGCCUCAGAGGAGAGGGACGCGGGGUAGCUGCGGGUGUGGUUUUCUGCACACUCACCUUGAUACGCUGGGAGAGGCAAGGAGCCAAACGCCCACCCUCAGCAAGGGGAGCUUUGUUUUCUUCCGUUCCGCUCGGCCACCAAGCGCCGCCCAGCAAUAUCUUCGCCUGCUGACUGACCAUCCUUUCCUUCGGGGGUGCGAAUCCCUGGCACUUGCUGGGAGUUUGCAAGCACGAGAGAGAAGGACUUUCUUUCCCUUCGGGCUUGGAUUGAAUCUCUUUCCUAUUUGUUAAUGCCCAGCGCCCCAAUCAACGAGGACCCGCCAGGGCCGUUUAUUAGGAUCUGCAACGUGGGGGAUUAUUUGAGACUUCAAACCUGAUACACAUUUCUGUUUGUGUAGCUGUUUACUGUAUACAUCGUGCCACGCUAUACGAUUGGGCGGAGGAGGGAAAUCUGAAAAGCUGUUGGGUACCUACGAAGGCAGGCUGCUCCAGCUGACAGCUCUCUCCUCCAUAGUCUCACAGGAGCUGCCGCUAGUGAGACUUCAACCGUUUUAUUACUUUCGCGGAUUUAAAUGGACAUUUCCCGACAAUGUGUAUAAUCUCCAGGAGCUGCGUGUAAUCAGCCGUUUGCUGUUUUCAUCACCAGUGUCAUUGCCCGGGCAUGGUGUUGUUUACCAUUGAAAAGUGGUCACACUUUGGAGCAUUUUUUCAAGGGAUGUACAAUUACUUGCUGACUUUCUCAUGCAUUUGGAAUUAGAGCAACAGCUUGUUAGGUCGACUGAGGUGCCCGUCAGAGCAAAAUGUACUGGCCAAGCCAAGGGCAGGCGCCUUCUAUGUUAAUUUCCCCCCUAAAGCUGCCCUGGCUUUAUAUUUUUUCCUCACUUCCCUACAUCCUAAUAAACUAAGAGAGCUUCUCCCAAGAGAUGCAUUUCCCCUUCACGGCUUGAUCCCCUGUUGGCCGGCUCGCUCGCUGAGAGACCAUAUUAUUUCAAAGUUGUUGUGGUUUUUUUUAAAGAAGGCUGAAGGGGCCGAGGAAGCCACUCCUGCCUUUCACGGGAAGGUGCGGGCACCACCAGGCUUGGGGAGCUGCUCAGGAGUCCCACCCUUUGUCUGGGGGACCCGAGGGGCGAGUCGGGGUGUUUGGGGACCGCUGGGCUCCUUUCCUGCCAGAAGCUCAGGAGAAAGGACCCUGCUCGAUCAAAGUGGCCCACACGGCUCCCCCUUUCCCGCUCCGCUUUGUUUCCCUCCUCCGGGGGAAUCGUUUGGACACUGUGCCCCUCUCUCUCUCCUGCCUUCUCCCCUGCUCCGCAGGCCGCUUCCCUCCCGCCCCUGGGGAAGCCGAUCGCACGGCGGCUGCCCGGGCCCUGUUCCGGUGCUGCUCUUGCCCCGCUCUCAGCGCCCGUGGUGAUGCCAUGCCCCGCAAGCACAGCGGAGCAGACGAGGGCAGCUCCGCCGGGCUCUGGCUGAAGAGCAGCCGCGCGGGCAGCGGCAUGAAGGAUGUGGAGUCCGGCCGCAGCAGGGUGCUCCUGAACUCGGCCCCCAGAGGGGACGGCUUGCUCCUGCUGGGCACCGGCAGCGCCAUCGGCCGCGGCGGCUCGCGGGAGAACCGGCGGGGAAAGCCAGGGGGAGCCCGGAUGAGUCUGCUGGGGAAGCCGCUGUCGUACAACAGCAGCCAGAGCUGCCGGAGGAACGUCAAGUACCGGAGGCUGCAAAACUAUCUGUACAACGUGCUGGAGAGACCCCGCAGCUGGGCGUUCAUCUACCACGCGUUCGUUUUUCUUCUUGUAUUUGGUUGCUUGAUUUUGUCAGUGUUUUCUACCAUUCCUGAGCAUGCAAAACUUUCCUCUCGUUGCCUCUUCAUUCUGGAGUUUGUCAUGAUUGUUGUGUUUGGUUUGGAAUAUAUCAUUCGUAUCUGGUCAGCUGGCUGCUGUUGUCGCUACCGAGGAUGGCAAGGAAGAUUGCGAUUUGCGAGGAAACCAUUCUGUGUAAUAGACACCAUUGUUCUCAUCGCUUCAAUAGCAGUUGUUUCUGCAAAAACUCAGGGUAACAUUUUUGCAACAUCAGCACUGAGAAGUCUUCGUUUCCUACAGAUCCUUCGAAUGGUGCGCAUGGACCGAAGAGGAGGGACUUGGAAAUUAUUAGGUUCAGUAGUUUAUGCACAUAGCAAGGAAUUAAUCACAGCCUGGUACAUAGGAUUUUUAGUACUCAUCUUUUCCUCUUUCCUUGUCUAUCUGGUGGAAAAAGAUGCAAAUACUCAGUUUUCUACGUAUGCAGAUGCUCUCUGGUGGGGCACAAUCACAUUGACAACAAUUGGCUAUGGAGACAAAACUCCUCUUACUUGGCUUGGAAGGCUGCUUUCUGCUGGGUUUGCUCUACUUGGAAUUUCUUUCUUUGCACUACCUGCUGGCAUUCUUGGCUCAGGCUUUGCAUUAAAAGUACAAGAACAGCACCGUCAGAAACAUUUUGAGAAAAGAAGGAAUCCAGCUGCCAGUUUAAUUCAGUGUGUAUGGCGUAGUUAUGCGGCUGAUGAGAAAUCGGUUUCCAUUGCUACCUGGAAGCCUCAUUUGAAGGCCUUGCAUACCUGCAGCCCUACAAAGAAAGAACAAGGGGAAACAUCUAACAGCCAGAAGUUAAGUUUUAAAGAGCGGGUACGGAUGGCUAGCCCAAGAGGCCAGAGUAUUAAGAACAGGCAAGCAUCAGUUGGAGAUCGACGGUCACCAGGUACUGAUGUUACUGCAGAGAGCAGCCCAACCAAAGUGCAAAAGAGCUGGAGCUUCAAUGACCGAACCCGUUUCAGACCUUCACUGCGCCUGAAGAGUUCUCAGCCAAAACCAGUGGCAGAUGCUGACACCACUCUUGGAACAGACGAUGUUUAUGUUGAGAGAGGAUGCCAAUGUGAUGUAUCAGUAGAAGAUCUCACACCAGCACUUAAAACCAUCAUUAGAGCUAUCAGAAUCAUGAAAUUUCAUGUUGCAAAGAGAAAGUUUAAAGAGACAUUACGUCCAUAUGAUGUAAAAGAUGUAAUUGAACAGUAUUCAGCUGGUCACCUUGAUAUGUUGUGCAGAAUAAAAAGUCUUCAGUCCCGCGUUGAUCAGAUUCUUGGAAAAGGACAAAUCACAACAGAUAAGAAAAAUCGAGAAAAGAAUACUGCAGAGAAUGAGACAACUGAUGACCUUAGUAUGUUAGGGCGUGUAGUCAAGGUGGAGAAGCAGGUACAAUCCAUAGAGUCAAAACUGGACAGCCUGUUAGAUAUUUAUCAACAGGUGUUAAGGAAAGGAUCUGCAUCAGCGCUUACUUUGGCUUCAUUUCAAAUGCCAUCUUUUGAAUGUGACCAGACCUCUGAUUAUCAAAGUCCUGUAGACAGCAAAGAUUUAUCUAGUUCUGCACAAACUAGUGGAUGUGUAUCCAGAUCAGCUAGUGCCAACAUGCCUCGUGGCCUACAGCUUAUACUGACACCAAAUGAAUUUAGCACUCAGGCUUACUAUGCUUUUAGUCCCACUAUGCAUAGUCAAGCAACACAGGUGCCAAAUGAUGGACCUGCAACAGUAAUAACUAAUAAUACAUCAAACCAAAUAAACCAGGCAACUAAGCCAACAACACCAACAACAUUACAAAUACCACCUUUCUCCUCAGUCAAGCAUGCCAACUGGCCUGAGCCUCUUCAUAUUAUUCCUGCGACCACACAGGAAAACAUUUCUGAUGUCACCGCUUGCCUUGUUGCUUUAAAGGAUAAUGGAAAAGUUGCACAGCCCAAAGUGACAAAGGAUCUUUCAUGGAGAAAAAGCCUUGAUACAGAAGGGGAACCCUUGGUCCCAGUUAAACCAGUAGCGCAAAUGGAUUUAGGAAAAUCUUUAUCUGUACAAAAUCUUAUACAAUCAUCUGAAGAACUGAAUGUACAGAUUGCUGGGAAUGACUCCAGUGGCUCAAGAGGGAGCCAAGAAGUGUACUCCAAAUGGAGGGAGUCAAAAUUAUUUAUAACAGAUGAAGAGUUGGAAGCAGAGACAAAAACAGAGGCUUUUGAAAGCAUCUCUCGCUCAUUAGUGGAAACAACUCUCUCUACUGACUCUCUAAGGACUGGAAUAUCAAGAUCAUCUCAAAGCAUUUGCAAGCCAGGGGACAGUACAGAUGCACUCAGCUUGCCUCAUGUCAAACUUAAAUAACAAUUUAUGGGUUUUCUUCAUUGGCUGAGUAAUUCCUUUAGUCAUACAUAUCAUAGCAUGAACUCUUUUGAAAGCCUUUUUAAUAAAAUAAAAUUGUAAGAAUCAGGAAGAAUCUGAAAGGCAGUUGUAUGAGCCCAUAUCUUCUAGUUGCAUGAAAAUGCAUGCUUAAGUGACAGCUAAAAUUCAAAUUUAUACCUAAUGUACAUCACUUUUAUGUAGUACAGUAGGUGUAAAUAAUGAGUAAUCUACAAAGUUAAUACUGCAGACUGUGUCAGAAAGCAAAGGUCUGAGCAUUUAGAAAUAGUGUUGUUUCUACAGUACAGAAGUAAAAAUUGUAAGAUUUAAAGCACUUUGCUUCUGGAUUAAUUAAAAAUAUAUAUGUCCUGAAUUAGACAAUAGUUUAUGUUUACAACAAAAAUAUUAUCUACAGCUGCUAGCAAGGUACCAAGGAAACUAGUAAUAUGGGACUAGAAAUGGCUGCUAGUUGCAAGAUAUACACAUUAACUCAUCAUUAAUCAGUGAUUUUAACACUCUCAGCUUUAGAAUGUUAAUUUCUGUAACAUUUUUGGUGAUUUAGUGCUGUGGCAAAGUACUUUGCACACCACUUUCAGGUUGAUAAGAACCUUCUUUUGCUAUGAAAUGUAUAAAUUCAAAGGAUAAGGGCUGGCAUUAAAGAUGGAUAAUCUGGACUACUGCACCAAAAAUUCAGGGGCAGCUUUCCUUACCCCAAACUUGCUGAUAUCACUGAUGUGCCCUUCCCGAGGAUCUGAAGCAUUCUGGAAGUAGAAUCAGCAGGAGAGGAGAGGGCGUUACCUUUAUUGUAGAGGCAGUUCUUCUUUCUGCCCUGAAGGUGGCACCAUGCUUCACAAUUGCACCCUGAUACUCCAUGAUGCUGUGUCAGAAGUCUGUGAAGGAAGUGAACGUGGUAACGUAUGGGGUAUUGAAAGCAGAGGGAAAAACAAAGGGGAUAAGGGAAGAGAGAGAGACUACAGAAGGGAUGAAGAGGGGGAAAAGAGAGACAAUACGAUAAGCAAAGGAAAAUAUGAAUUUGGAGAAGAAAAAAAGGGGUGGGGAAAAAAGGGGAUGGGGAAAAAAUGAAAAAUAACAGCAAGGAGGCAGGGACAGUGAAAAAGGUCUUUAAAAUUCCAGCCUGUUGGUCCCAGACAGCUAGUGUUUCUUCCAAAAAGCCAUGUAAGGAAUUAGGAAAUGGGAGAGGUAAUAGAGACAAACAGCUGAAUUGCCCAAAUUGAAGAAGACUGAAUUUUUAAAAACGAGGGGAUGAGGAGGAGAGAGGGAAAGGAGUCACAUUCUUAUUAGCUCUAUAAUGCCAUUUUACAAAGGUGCCAAGAAAGGACCCUCAGACUCCUUCCCCAUACCACCUCUCACCUAGUUUGGGGAUUCAAAACCUGGAGCAUAUUGAGCAUUCUCCCCUGAGACCUCCUCUUGCUCUCAUAGCCUUUCUACGUUUCACUUCUGCAGAGGUGCAGUAGCAGUACUAGUGCCUACCUAUUGGUCCUUACCAGGACUUUGCCAUGGAACCCUGUAGGAGCCUCCACCCUUCCGCACUGAACAAGAUUUCUAUUUGUUGUAUCCCCCCAAAUUACAGCCGACAUGUACCACUGACUCAUGGGCAACCUGUUCUGGGCCUGGCCACCUCUAGCAACAAGAACUCCAAAUGUGUGGGAGUGCCAGUUCCAGCUCACUCAGAGCACUGUUUCAUCAAAGCCCAGCCCUGCUGAGGAUUUAUUAUACAUCAAAAAUGUCACAGCAGUCUUAAUCAUGGCUAAAUGCUGUAGAUUGUAUUGUGAAGGACUUGAACUGUUUACUAUGAAUCCACUGUAAUUUCUGCCUCCAUAUUUCUUUUACAAAAGUAUUCCUGGAUGUUACAUGAUAACCUUAUUAUGUGAAAGUACAUGCAUACUGUAGAGUGUAUAUAUUGUGUCAGUGGUACAGGAUCUAUGGAUGAUAAGCUGCAUUCUAUGGCUUGUGCCAGAACAAAGCUCACGUGGUAAAUUCUGAAAGAUGUCUUGAAGCACAAUUAGCUAUCACUGAUUUGCCAUCGCAUUCAUCCUUUACUACAUCCUUCAUGUGCAGCCUGAUCAUAUUAAAGCCAAAUUGCGAAGAUAUUUUUGUGAUGAUAAAUAGGUUUUUCAACAUCUGAGAACAUUUAAAUAUUGACUUAUUUGAAUGUCUGCAGUUUGUCCAGCCAAAUCUGUAAAUUUAAAGUAUUGUACAAUAUCUAAAAACGAUUUAAUUUUUAGGAUUUUCUUUUCUUUUUUCCUAAUUUUUUAUGGUGCCUUUCUUGCCAUUUAUAUAAAAUCUCAUAAAGUUGUAGAUGUAAAUCUGUACUUAGGUCUGAUGUAGGGGCAAGAGCUUGGGCACAGGACAGCUAACAAAUGUGUCAGUAAUUAGACUCGCCUCCCCUUUUUCAUUAAAUGUGAACACAACAGCAUCCUGAAUUGGGCCCUGAUCUUGCAACUGCAUCUGCUUGAGCAGACCUUUGCAUCCACAUUGAGCCUUACUGUGAAAUCAGUGAGGUUCCACAUGGGCACAGGCUCUGCCUGCACAGAUGCAGUUGCAGAAUCAGGAUCUUGAUUUUUACUUGCUGAACUUGGUAUUUUUGGCUUAAAUGACAUACCUGAGUUCUCCUCAUUUUAAAUUAAUUUAUUUAAUACAAUUCUGUGCACAUAAAUGAAUUCUAUAAAUUAUAUAUGAAAAUUUAGUUGGGAUUGGUCCUGCUCUGGGCAGGGGGUUGGACUAGAUGACCUCCAGAGGUCCCUUCCAACUGUGAUAUUCUAUGAUUCUAUGUACAUGUCUUCACAAAGAUCGGAUAAAUCAGGAAGACCUUAUCUUUUUUUAAGUUGAAAUUACUGAUUUUUUUUUAUUGUCACCAUUACAUCCUUCUUUUUGUAGCUACAGUUCUUAUCAUAUAGGAAUUUUCUUAACAUUAUACUGAUGGAAAAUUGCGAGAAUAAUUAAUGAAUCUGUGGAGAUCUGGAGAGGGUUUAUUAUGUGUUUUUACAAAGUGAGCUGUUCUGACCUUUCUUCACCAGGAGUUUCCUGUGUCCACAGUAUACCUUUAAUUACACUAUAAGGACCAAGCCUGCUCCCACCGAAAUCAGUAUCAAUAAUUUAUUGAUGUCAGUGGGAACAGCAUUUGGCCUUAAGGGUCUUGUCCUGAACUACUUACUAAGUCAAAGCUCUCAUUUUAGUCAAUAAGAGUUUUACAUGAGUAGGCAAUAAGGACCAAAUUCUGCCCUAAUAUACACUCCACUGGAGGAUUGUGCAGGGUGUCAAACAGGACAGAAUCUGGCUCUAAGUAAGGGUUUAAGGACUGGGCCUUACACAAAUAACUGUUUUCUGAUCAGCAUGUUUGUUGUACCUGAUUGAAGAGAGAACUUAAAAGAAUAGUUUUUGAUGAUUAUUUGUUUUACAAACUCUAUAUACUCCUGGCUUAUGUGAUCUAUACUUUUUAUUUCAGUAUGGAUAUAGUGUUUUAGCCUAGGGUUCAAGAUUGCAAAGAUCAUACACUUUUAUUCACAUGCCCACAGCUGUUACAUGUGUUUUUGAGAUAAUCCUGCUUAAAUGACUGCUCUCAUUACAGUCUGCUGAUAGGUAAUUCACCUACUCUUCUGUAAUAAGUCAAGUCAUACUGAAUUAUUGCUGUAUUGAGGAACACCUGAUAUACAGUACGAUUUAUGGGUCUGGGCCUGCAGUUCUUACUCAAGCAAAAAUUCCAUGGACUUCAGCAAGAGCUCUGCCUGAGUCAGGAGUCCAGAUUCAAACCCUUAUUUUGUUGGGCAUCUGUAUAAAGUGAAAAUGAUAAUAUUCCAGUUAUUUCCUGAGGAAACUAAUGCUUAGCUGAAUUAACCCAUAUGUCACAUUGACUAUCUAAAAAGUAACGCACAAAAUAGUAAGAUAAAAAGGAAUGAAGAGAAGGGAAAUUUUUAAAAAGCACAGAGAAAAGUAGGUCAGUAAGAAAACAGAACAAAGCAGAAAAAUAAAAUGUAGAGCAAAGGAAUGAAAAAAGUGAUUAAACAUCUGAGGACAAAUUCAUCCCUGUGUGGCUCCACUGAAUUCAAAGGACAGCAUAAGUGGGCCAAAUUCAGCCUUCUUUGGUGUAAUGAGGCUCAACUCCAUUGAUCUCAAUGGGAUUACACCCGCCUACACCAGGAGUAAACUUGUCCCACGGGGACAGUUUUUGUCCUGACUCAUACCUUGUGCAAUCCCACGGAAUUCAGAAGGAUUGAAGGAGGUGUACGUCCAAAGAGAAUUUGGCCGUCAUAUUUCUGCUUCACAUUUUUUUCAAGCAUGUUAAUCAAUUUAGUUCAAAUGAAUUGCAACAUCAAAUAAAUUGCUAUAAUUAUCCAAAAAGGUAAAUUGGUUUUUAAAUCUAAACCAACCCGUGGAAUGUCAAAGGAAGCAUAUGAGGGGUUGCCAUUAAUUCAGAUACAUAUGGGACACUUCCACAGGCACCAAACAUCAUCUGCUAUUGAAUGUGUUCUGAGACAUUUCUGCUAGCCAAUAUGGGAGGGAGCAGUGUUAAAAUAUCAGUUUUAUAACGAUUAUGGAAAGUAUAAGGGACACUUCCACUGAUGCUGCAAUGGCUUUAGCCAUUACAUACAAUGUUAAUUGUAACUUCAUGACAAAGGUAAAUCCAUUUUGUUGUUAAUAAACAUGGUUAUAAAGUA
Chelonia mydas (Green sea turtle) is the source of this 9533-nucleotide messenger RNA. It is a transcript of the gene KCNQ5, whose product is annotated as potassium voltage-gated channel subfamily Q member 5. Gene Ontology annotation, cellular component: membrane. The record is from RefSeq and is a predicted model, not a curated record. Gene Ontology annotation, biological process: transmembrane transport; potassium ion transport. Gene Ontology annotation, molecular function: voltage-gated potassium channel activity. The coding region runs from base 2095 to 4842 and encodes 915 amino acids. Lineage: Eukaryota; Metazoa; Chordata; Testudines; Cheloniidae. The transcript is spliced from 14 exons.